UAUCAUCAUGAAAGCUUUAUGGCUGUGCCAUAGGUUAUUGUUUCCACUGGGAAACUAACGUUAGUUGUAGCACACACGUCCCAUUUUAUUGAUGGACUUAUGAAAUGACUGGGAAUAUUUACUUAUCUUCUUGGAAUUUCAAAGAUGAUAAGUAAAUAAUUCUCAGUACUUCCAAGUUGAAAAUAAAUGAUUAAAUGUUUCCAUGUACUCCUGCAAUGUGCUUGUACACCCAAUGUGCUUGCGAAUCACUGUUCUAAGUAUUCAUAGUAUACCCACCUCUUAUUUCACCACUACACUCAUUUGCAUUUUGCUGACCCUUUUUCAUAUUUGUUUUCGCAAGAUGUUGACAGACGCCUCACAGCAGGAGACUGUGGACAGUGUAGACACUGUGGAGAGUGUCGAUACUGGGGAUCAGCCCUUGCCCUCCUCCACUUCUGACGCUGGGACACAGUGUUCUUUGAAGCCCCCCCGAUGGUCUCACGCUGUGCAGGUUAACCUGAAGCCCAAGAUGGUCAGCGUGGGCACACAGACAUCAUUCGGCACACAAACCUCCACUCCCCUUGCUAGUCCUGAACAGACAGAUGAAGAUGAUGAUAAUGCCUCUGUCAUCAGUGACUUAUCGUGGGUGCCCGAAGAGCCGAUGCAUGAGGAAGACUUGUUUGAUGAGGAGCCACCUUACACGUGUGACCCCCAUCACAAUGGCAUUGACAAAUUCAUUGUUUGCCAAGAGGAGCUGAUGGGCCUUUUUGUCAUCUGUCCGGCCUGUUGUGAGAGGUCAGAUAGUAGCAUCGUGCAGCAGGAAGGAACUUUUCUUAAGAUCAAGCAGGUCUGUGCAUCAUGUGGCUACCACCGUUUCUGGCAAAACCAGCCAAUGCUCCACAGGAACAUGCCGACCUGCAACCUCCUAAGCGGGGCCAUUCAUUUCACUGGAUGUUUGGCCACCCAGACAAUAAGAAUGUUGACUCUGUUUGGCCUGCAGUGCAUCAGUGCAAGCAGUUACUUUCGCCAUCAGCGCCGCUACACCAUCCCUGUAAUCGUUCAGGCCUGGCAAAACGAUUAAGCGAAGAAUUUUAGUGACCUACGGGCAAUGGAUGGCGGGCUAGUUCUUGCUGGUGACUGCAGGUCAGAUUCUCCUGGGCACUGCGCGAAGUAUGGAUCCUACUCUCUGAUCGAGGACAGAGUGAACAAGGUGGUGGAUGUUCAGCUUGUUCAGAUCACUUAUCCGAUUCCUGAACCCUUGUCUGAGAUCUGAUCAAACCGGCCCGAUUGCUCCUAGAAAAGAGGAGUUAACUGAUACAGAGUGAAUGUUCUACGAUCCAAGUCAUUUGGAUUUCCAGUUGUUCUCCGUGCAACGAACUAUCUUCACUAAACCAGCACCUGAAAAGUCACCUGAUACUUACCUUUCACCUUCUAUACUUGAAUAAAACUAUAUUUGAAUCACUUACCUCCGAUCUCCUGGUCUCUACCCUGACACAUG
This is a messenger RNA of Xyrauchen texanus (razorback sucker), 1477 nucleotides long. RefSeq lists its product as uncharacterized. The record is from RefSeq and is a predicted model, not a curated record. Bases 203 to 1060 code for a protein of 285 amino acids. The transcript has 6 exons. NCBI's taxonomy places the organism in Eukaryota, Metazoa, Chordata, Actinopteri, Cypriniformes, Catostomidae.